AUGCAGGGAAUAUCAGUUGUCUGUAGCUUAAAAGGGGAAUCUGCUGUUCCACAAAGCCCCAUUUGCUGGCUCAUGGACCAUCAUGGGUUUGGCUCCUUGGCCAUCCAUAAGCCUUUGCUAGAGGGAAAGGGAUUUCUCAAGAACUCUUCCCUUCCUCUUCAUUUUGCCCAGGUCAGAAUUACCAGGCUUGCUUCCACCAGUGCUUCUGCACAGCUCCUUAAGUUGUGCAUGCACUCUGCUCCCAUCCCAAAGCCCCAUAAGGCUUCUGCUCUUGUGGCCGCACAGUGGCCUCCUGUGGCUUGA
Messenger RNA from Podarcis lilfordi (Lilford's wall lizard), 303 nucleotides. The record is from the annotation of a GenBank genome assembly. NCBI's taxonomy places the organism in Eukaryota, Metazoa, Chordata, Lepidosauria, Squamata, Lacertidae.